Messenger RNA from Drosophila serrata, 1125 nucleotides. RefSeq names its product RING finger protein nenya (gene nenya). Gene Ontology annotation, cellular component: synaptonemal complex. Gene Ontology annotation, molecular function: SUMO transferase activity. The record is from RefSeq and is a predicted model, not a curated record. Gene Ontology annotation, biological process: reciprocal meiotic recombination; homologous chromosome pairing at meiosis; protein sumoylation. Lineage: Eukaryota; Metazoa; Arthropoda; Insecta; Diptera; Drosophilidae.
UCGAUAAUUUCUAAAAUCGAUUUAUCAAUGUUUCCAUUAAAUAUUCUAAAUCGCCUAGCCAGUGUUACCACACACAACAGGAUAAGAUCCGUUAGAUUUCUGAAGCCAGCUAGUCGUUUGUUUAAUUGAUUUUGCGUCGCAAAAGAUAGAUUUUAUUAUGUUUCGGCUUCACUGCAACAAGUGCUUUCGCAACCGCAACCUUGAGCCGGCCUUAACCUUCCACUUUUCGCGGUGCCAUCACAUUCUCUGCGCUAGAUGCCUGGACGACGCCUCGAAUGGCCAGCAGUGUCCGCUUUGCAGUCUAACGUUGCAAACAAUCCCCAUCUCCGGGAACAUGCCCAGUGGCAUGGCCCAGUACUUCGAAGACCCCAAUAAGUUCCUGCAACUGUAUCGCAAGAUCAGCAAGUUCCAGUGCGAUCAGCGGGCGUCGGACAAUUUGGGAUUCUGGCGCCAGACGCAAGAUGAACAGGCCAUGGAGCUGCAGCUCGAGGGCUUUGGAAAAAUGGAGGCGCAGCUUAACCAGCAGAUUAACUUGGAGAAAAUGCGCAUAGCGGAGAUGCGUGACUACAUCUCUUAUCACGAGCAGAUAGCGCGACGUCGCAGCAUGGACGACUUCAAGGAGCUGAAGACAGCCCACAAGCGUCGUCGGCCACGGACCCCCUGUUUCAAUUCCUCGGAUAACACACUGUCGGACGAGUCGCUAGGUGUUAGCUUUUGCCUGGAUGCGGGCAUGGAUUUCCCAAAGGAGCAGCUUAAUCUGGUUAAAACCCCUACAAUGACCACCUCCGAGGACUCGGAUUUUACUGUUUAACAUUAUCUUAUCAAGUAAGACAUAACUUUAGCUAUUAAGAAGGGAGCCAACCUUCUUGUGUCUAUAAAUCUUUCAUAUUAUCAUAUCAUAUUUCAUUAAUAUAUUCAAAAUAUUUUGCUUUACUAUCAUAUAACUUGCGAUCUUUGGGGAUCGAUCUUUUUGUGUUAUUAGGAUAAAACUUACUAGAUGAGAGGACCACGAUACACGAUACUAUUUAUUUAGAUUUUCCUAAGAUAUCUUACCUACUAGGAAAUAUGUAUAAAUAACAUCUUAGGCGAGGCUAUGAAAACCUCCGCUCUGAAAAGCAUAAACUA